Molecule: messenger RNA, 2562 nt
Organism: Parnassius apollo (apollo)
Lineage: Eukaryota; Metazoa; Arthropoda; Insecta; Lepidoptera; Papilionidae
Source: the annotation of a GenBank genome assembly
AUGGAGAACUAUGAAUACCAAAAUGUUUCUUAUAUUCGUGAUUAUAAACCAGUCAAAAAAACACACCAUGAAGAUCAUUCCUACUUCAAAACACAACCUUUAAAAUCACAAGAUUACAAUGCAUCACCAUCCGUCUAUAAACAUUUUAAAAUGACAGAACAAACAACGGUAUGUCUACAUCAUGACAAAACUGAUAAUUCGCUAAUCACUAGCAAGGACUUAAAAAAAACUGCUAAUGACCAAAUCGAUCAACAACCGAUAAUACCAGAAUACCAAAAUGUUUCUUAUAUUCGUGAUUAUAAACCAGUCAAAAAAACACACCAUGAAGAUCAUUCCUACUUCAAAACACAACCUUUAAAAUCACAAGCCAAUAUGCCAAUCACUAGCAAGGACUUAGAAGAAACUGUUAAUGACCAAACCAAUCGACAACCGAUAAUACCAGCCAAUAUGCCAAUCACUAGCGAGGACUUAGAAGAAACUGUUAAUGACCAAACCAAUCGACAACCGAUAAUACCAGAUUACAAUGCACCACAAACAGCAGUGUGUCUACAUCAUGAUAAAACUGCCAAUAUGCCAAUCACUAGCAAGGACUUAGAAGAAACUGUUAAUGACCGAACCAAUCGACAACCGAUAAUACCAGAUUGCAAUGCACCACCAUCCGUCUAUAAACAUUUUCAAGUGACAGAACAAACAGCAGUGUACAUCAGUGUACAUCAUGAUAAAACUGCCAAUAUGUCAAUCACUAGCAAAGACUUAAAAGAAACUGCUAAUGACCAAACCUGUCAACAACCAAUAGUACCAGAUUUUCCACACUGUAGUGAUGAAGUGACACGUAAAAACUGCACCCGGAAGAAUACUACAAGAAAUAAAACAUUUUCACCAACCUAUCUGAGAAUAACGAAUGAGUUUAAAAAACCUAAAAAACAAUUAAGUAUUGAUAAAAGAGCCAAAACGGCUAGGAAGUUUUCCGAAAAGGAAAACUUUGAGAGAUUGACUAAAAACCUGAAACCCCUUGCGAAAAAAAUGCUAUGGAUGCAAAUAACGCAAAGUUGCCCGUUUUCUAAACGCCAACGCUCCCAAAUAGCACCAACGGCCGCCCUUAAUGAUGAAAUUUUCGCUAAUGCGAAACCUUACUCCGAGGUGCCCGGACCCAAACCGAUUCCAAUUUUGGGCAACACGUGGCGAAUGGUACCAAUAAUUGGACAGUUCGAUAUUUCAGAGUUCGCGAAAGUGACUAAAAUGUUUCUCGAGCAGUAUGGUAGAAUUGUCAGACUGGGGGGUUUGAUCGGACGGCCCGAUCUCCUUUUUGUUUACGAUGCAGAUGAAAUUGAAAGAAUGUACAGACGUGAAGGGCCAACACCAUUCAGACCAGCUAUGCCUUGCCUCGUUAAAUACAAAUCUGAAGUACGGAAAGAUUUCUUUGGUGAGCUGCCAGGUGUUGUUGGAGUACACGGUGAGCAAUGGCGAAGAUUCCGCUCGAAGGUACAAAGACCGAUCCUCCAGCCGCAAACAGUCAAAAAGUACGUUGCACCGAUCGAACUGGUCACUGAAGACUUCAUAAAAUAUAUGAAAGACGCUCGCGAUGAGAACGGCGAUCUGCCGCAUGAAUUUGACAAUGACAUCCAUCGGUGGUCUCUUGAGUGUAUUGGCCGCGUAGCUUUAGACGUUAGGCUGGGAUGUCUAUCGCCCAAAUUAACAAAAGAUUCAGAGCCGCAGCGUAUAAUUGACGCGGCAAAAUUUGCGCUACGGAAUGUUGCCGUAUUGGAGCUGAAGGCGCCAUAUUGGCGCUACUUUCCUACACCCCUCUGGACCAAAUACGUGAAUAAUAUGAAUUUCUUUAUUGAUUUAUGCAGCCGCUAUAUUAAUGAAGCCCUCGAGCGACUUAAAACUAAGAAGGUGACAUCAGAAAAUGAUCUCUCGUUGCUAGAACGUGUGCUGCGGAGUGAAGGAGAUCCGAAGAUUGCGACCAUCAUGGCGCUGGACCUUAUUCUUGUCGGGAUUGAUACGAUUUCAAUGGCGGUAUGUUCAAUCCUGUAUCAAGCGGCAACGAGACUAAAACAGCAAGAGAAAAUGGCGGAAGAAAUUAGAAGAGUGCUGCCGGAUCCAAAUCAACCGCUCACAUAUUCGGAUUUGGAUAAACUACAUUAUACUAAAGCUUUUGUCAGAGAAGUGUUUAGAAUGUACUCAACCGUUAUCGGCAAUGGUAGAACAUUACAAGAAGAUGACGUUAUUUGUGGUUACCACAUUCCUAAAGGAGUUCAAGUGGUGUUCCCAACGAUAGUGACCGGCAAUAUGGAACAGUUUGUAUCUGAUCCGGAUGAGUUUCAGCCGGAAAGAUGGCUGGAAAACGAAGGAAGACUGCACUCCUUUGCAUCAUUGCCGUAUGGCUUCGGGGCGAGGAUCUGUCUCGGUCGGAGAUUCGCUGAUUUGGAAAUACAAGUUUUGUUAGCAAAGUUGCUUCGCCGCUAUCGCCUGGAAUACCACCACGAGCCCCUGGAGUACGCGGUCACGUUCAUGUAUGCACCCGACGGUCCAUUGAGGCUGAGAAUGUUACCGCGAUAG